Messenger RNA from Pimephales promelas (fathead minnow), 2737 nucleotides. It is a transcript of the gene tent5ab, whose product is annotated as terminal nucleotidyltransferase 5Ab. NCBI's taxonomy places the organism in Eukaryota, Metazoa, Chordata, Actinopteri, Cypriniformes, Leuciscidae. Gene Ontology annotation, biological process: mRNA stabilization. Gene Ontology annotation, molecular function: poly(A) RNA polymerase activity; RNA binding. The record is from RefSeq and is a predicted model, not a curated record.
AUCUCUAAGCAUCCUCACUGUGCAACCGAGAUGACAUGAGCAGCCAGCAGUUUGACAGAACAGCUGACAAUGUGAUCGUACAGAAUAAAACAACAUGUAAAGGCUCAACGCGUCCAGGUUUCACUUUAAAAGAGGCGACGGAUAGGGUAUUUUGCCACUUGAAAUUCGUUUUCUUGGAAAGGCGUGCCCUGUUUUUUCUUCGUCCGACCUGAAAACUCAUCGCAAUCAUGCAGCAAUCAUUCUGAUUCUCACGGCCCCACGAGAGCCGUGAGAACCCGCGUCCACCGCCGUCGCCACGAACUUCAGCGCUGUGCGCAAACGGGACAUCUGGCGAGCUUUUACGCACAGUAGUGAGGCGCAGCAGCGGUGCGCUGCAGGCAAAGCGAAUGCAUAUAAACUCUCACCUGACUGACUCUUAGAAUAUAAAUUCAUGAAAUUAUAACAUUUUCCUUACAACCGGUUAUCGUUUCGCUGGACAUGGCUCAAGCGAUAUAAAACCACAGACCUGAUUCUAGGACUCUAUAACAAACCGAUCUCUAAUCACUCGCCAUGGAAGAGAAUCUGAGUAACUUGAGCGUGCUGAACUGGGAGCAGGUGAAGCGCCUGGAUGUCAUCCUGACCGAAUCCAUUCCUAUUCACGGCAAAUGGAACUUCCCCACUUUGGAGAUGAAACCUCGGGAUAUUGUCAAAGUGGUGCGGUGUCGCAUGGAAGAGCGCAAGAUCCACGUCCGGGAGGUCCGGUUGAACGGUUCCGCGGCCAGUCACGUUCUCCACGAGGACAGCGGUUUGGGCUACAAGGAUCUGGAUCUCAUAUUUUGCGCGGAUCUGAAAGGAGAAGUGGCGUUUCAGACCGUCAAGGAUAUCGUUCUCGACUGCCUCCUGGAUUUCCUGCCUGAAGGAGUGAAUAAAGAGAAAAUUACUCCAGUGACUUUAAAGGAGGCUUAUGUGCAAAAGAUGGUGAAAGUGUGUAAUGAUUCAGACCGUUGGAGUCUGAUCUCGCUCUCCAACAACAGCGGGAAGAACGUCGAAUUGAAGUUCGUGGAUUCCCUGCGGCGACAGUUUGAAUUCAGCGUCGACUCUUUUCAGAUCCGCCUGGACUCCCUGCUCCUCUUCUACGAGUGUUCGGAGAACCCCAUGGCUGAGACGUUCCAUCCCUCCAUUGUGGGAGAGAGCGUUUACGGAGACUUCAGCGUAGCCUUGGACCACCUGCAACGGAAACUGAUCUGCACGCGAAAUCCAGAAGAGAUCCGGGGCGGCGGCUUGCUGAAGUACUGCCACCUGUUGGUGCGAGGCUUCCGCGCCGCUUCGGAAACCGAGAUGAAGCUUCUCGAACGCUACAUGUGCUCCCGGUUCUUCAUCGACUUCUCGGAUGUGGCGGAACAAAGGCGCAAGCUCGAGUCCUACCUGCAGAAUCACUUUGUGGGACUAGAGGACCGGAAGUACGAGUACCUGACCACGCUACACAGUGUCGUCAACGAAAGCACGGUGUGCUUGAUGGGACACGAAAGGCGACAGACUCUGAGCCUUAUCACCAUGUUGGCAGUGCGCGUGUUGGCAGAGCAGAAUGUAAUUCCCAACGUGGCUAACGUCACUUGCUUUUACCAGCCUGCACCGUACAUUGCGGACGGCAACUUUAGCAAUUACUACAUUGCUCAGGUGCAGCCAGUCUACACCUGCCAACCCACUCACACAUUCUCACCAUGGUUGCCCUGCAACUGACCGAAAUGUGUUGACUCACAUCUGGUCCGUUAGAGCACCCGCCCAAUGACAAGUUGAGAAGUCUGUAUUUUUGUGCUCAACAAUGCGAGGAAAGCCCAAGACUUUCCCAAUUGGCGGUCGCUAGCUCGCGGCGAAGGGAGGCUAUGAUCGCGCCUGAUGGGGAAAAAGAGAAGAGAGAGUGAUGUAACUUGGAUUUGUUCCAAUGUGGCAGCAUGUUCUACCUAGGCUUACCAUGGCAAAGUGCCAGUGUGCCUAGAGAAGCGCAACACUGGCUGAGAGGAAACAACACAGUCUUUCUUUUGUGUGUGUGUGUACAUAUGUGUUAUAGUCAUACUUGAAGAAUCGAAGAGAUCCUGCAUAUCGCGUUGAAAGAUUAGUGUUGACGGUUUUUGCAAUGCUCAUUUCGAAAUGCUAUCAGACACGAAGAACUGAAAUCAAUGGACACUUUUCUCAAGCCAAGGAUAUUCUCGUAGAUACAAGAUACCCAAAACAGAUUAUCGACUAAGUGCCUUAAACUGAAAAAAAUGAAAGUCACUCUCUUCAUCCAAUCUUUUUGGAGUCACAUAUUGUAGUAAAUGGGUCACGAAUUUCCAACUAAUAGUUGCAACACCUAAUUCUUAUAAUGUAUUUAAUUUGGCACCACAAUAGUGAGAAUUAGAGGUCCUACAUGAAAGUGUUGCACAUUUCCACCCGAGGCAUGCGCGUAUGAGUUUUUCACAGCUUCUUGUCUCAUCUAAACUGACCUCAAUAUACUGUUGGCUCAGCGCUGGCUUAGCUCAGAUUAAAAAGUCCAGGGCAAUGCCAUUACAUCUAAGGCAGAGAGGUAAAACAGGUCAAAGCCGAACAGGAAGAGAAUUAAUGAAAGUUGUUUAAGUCCAAAUUGUUGUUGUUACAUCCAGGUUACCUAGCGUCUUUCUGCAGGCCUAAUUAUCACACAGCCACCAAAUCUAGAGAUUAUACCUUUGACACAUCUGACCUGCAUAACCUGGAGGAUUAAGACCAGCAGUGAGAAGCAGAA